This is a messenger RNA of Tripterygium wilfordii, 3852 nucleotides long. RefSeq lists its product as uncharacterized. The transcript has 7 exons. The record is from RefSeq and is a predicted model, not a curated record. NCBI's taxonomy places the organism in Eukaryota, Viridiplantae, Streptophyta, Magnoliopsida, Celastrales, Celastraceae. Bases 1124 to 2923 code for a protein of 599 amino acids.
CAAAAACACCUUCCUUCGUCAUAUAGAGUGAGGGAGCCAACAUCGAAGUCUUACCAUUGAAAGACGCCUGUCGUUCAUCUUCUAGGUCUUCGUCUGUGGCGCAAGAGAGCUCUCAACCAUGGGAUGCCUGAUAUUGUACUACAUUGACUGACAUUGAAGAAACGAAAUCUCCCAUAACAAAAUCGUGCUUAUAUCAAAAUCACUCAAGGCUCAAGUGGAAACCGUUCUCCACCCAAUUAAGUCGCCGUAUCUCAGCGCCUCUCCUACCUAACAAAGUGGAGCAAUCCUCUCCCUAAGAGGAACAAUGUUGAACAAGGAAUGGAUAAAAAGUGAUAAUAGAGUCAGUAUUGAGUAUAGAGAAGGGAUUGAUGCAUUUAUUGGUUUUGUAUCUCGUCAGGGAGGAGAUAGUGAAAGAAUUAGGUGUCCUUGUAAUAAAUGUAGGAACACUGCAUUCAAAUCUACAGCUGAAGUAAGGCUGCACUUAUUGGGAAAUGGAUUCAAUAAAAGUUAUAUGACAUGGAUUCUUCAUGGAGACAAGUUAAAUGCCUCAACAGAAGCUUCCAAUGUUAAUUGUGAUGAGAAUUUGAAUGAGGAUGUCCAAAUGGAUGAUGUUGAUGAUUUAAUUGGGCUAGUUCAUGAUGCAUAUGCAUUUGAAAAUGUGAAUACUUCUCAAACUCAUGAAGAAAUGUUUGGUGAAACCCCGAAUGAUGAGGCUAGCAAGUUUUAUAAGCUACUAAAAGAUGCUACUGUGGAACUUUAUCCGAGCUCUAAAGUCUCAAAAUUAUCUUUUAUUGUGAAAUUCCUAAACCUUAAGACUCUUCACAAUUUGACAGGCAAUGCAGCAGAUGCUGUGUUAAACUUUUGCAAAGAGAUUCUACCUAGUAAUGCUUUGGUUCCAAAUUCAUAUUAUGAGGCACGGGCCAUCAUUCGAGAUUUAUGUCUUGACUAUGAAAAAAUUGAUGCUUGCAAGAAUGAUUGUGUAAUGUUUUGAGAAGAACAUAAAGAUGCACAGUGUUGUCCAGUUUGCGGUUUAUCUAGAUGGAAGGUAGUGAAUCGUAAACAUAAAAUUCCUCAUAAGAUUUUGCGUAAUUUUCCACUUAAAGGUAGAUUGCAGAAGUUAUAUAUGUCAAAAAAAACUGCAAAGGACAUGAGAUGGCAUGAGCAGAGGCGUGUUGAUGAUGGGAUAUUAAGACAUCCAGCAGAUUCUAUUGCUUGGAAAUCGUUUGAUGAGCAACACAAGUCUUUUUCUGAGGAUCCAAGGAACAUACGACUUGGUUUAGCAAGUGAUGGGUUCAAUCCUUAUGGGAACAUGAGCACUUCAUACAGCAUUUGGCCAGUCGUGCUAGUUCCAUAUAACUUACCUCCUUGGUUAUGCAUGAAGCAACCUUACUUCAUGAUGACACUUCUUAUUCCAGGACGUAAAUGUCCAGAAAAUGACAUAGAUGUCUACUUACAGCCUUUGAUCAAAGAGUUAUUGGAGCUUUGGGAGGUUGGGGUUCAUACAUAUGAUGCAUAUGCACAACAAAAUUUCCAGUUACAUGCUGCUGUAAUGUGGACCAUUAAUGAUUUUUCGGCAUAUGAUAACUUAUCUGGAUGGGUGACUAAAGGAAAACUAGCUUGUCCAUGUUGCCAUAAAGACACUAGCUAUCUUUCAAUCAGAAGCAAGCUAUGUUAUAUGGGCCACCGUCAUUUCUUGCCAAUUGAUCAUCCUUGGAGACGUAAUAAGGGAUCAUUCAAUGGAGAAAUUGAGGAUCGGCUUGCACCUCAAAUGUUGACAGGAGAUGGAGUAUUAGACCAAUUAUGUUUCUUUAAAGGUGUUAUAUUUGGUAAAGGCCAAAAAAGAAAGCGCAUUGACUGUGAUAAUGUCUACAAUUGGAAAAAGAAGAGCAUUUUCUUUCAACUUCCUUAUUGGAAAACCCUUCAAUUACGUCAUAAUCUUGACGUUAUGCAUAUUGAACGUAACGUUUCAAAUAAUGUUCUUGGAACUUUGAUGAACAUGGCAGGAAAGACAAAAGACACAAUUAAGAGCCGUUAUGAUUUAGUAGACAUGGGCAUCAGAGAAACUCUUCAUCCUCAUGUUGAAGGAAAUAAGAUAAUAUUGCCUGCAGCGUGCUAUGUCUUACCUCCAAGUGCAAAGAUCAAAUUUUGUAAUUUUUUGGCAAAUCUAAGAGUUUCGGAUGGUUUCUUGUCAAAUAUAUCAAGAUGUGUGAAUGUUGGUGAGAAGAAGAUUCAUGGUUUAAAGUGUCAUGACCAUCAUGUAUUUUUUCAACGAAUACUUCCACUUUCUAUCACGGGGUUACUUCCAAAAGAGGUGUGUGAGCCAUUGACUGAGUUAAGCAACUUUUUCAAUAACUUAUGUUCAAAGUCAUUACGGCUUGAAGAUUUAGACCAACUCGAAGAGCAUAUUCCUAGGACACUAUGCAAGUUAGAAACAAUAUUUCCACCAGCCUUUUUUGAUGUGAUAAUCCACUUGCCAAUUCACUUGGCAAAGGAGGCUAAAAUUGCUGGGCCUGUGAACUAUAGAUGGAUGUAUCCAAUUGAAAGGUAUCUACGUACACUUAAGAAAUAUGUUCGCAAUAAAGCUCGUCCAGAAGGAUCAAUCGCAGAAGGAUACAUAUUGGAUGAAUGCUCUAAGUUUUGUGCUAGAUACCUUAAUAGCAUGGAAACAAAAUUUAAUAAGGCACCAAGAAAUGAUGAUGGUGGUAUCUCGAAUCAUGGCUUGUCAAUUUUUAGAAAAUUUGGUCGUCCUAAAGGAGCUUACAUAUUGUAUGAGUUAAGUUUCGAAGAAUAUGAUCAAGCUCGUAUGUAUGUGCUCCAAAAUUGUGAUGAAGUCUGGCCUUUUAUCGAGGAGCAUAAAACUGAAAUUUCAAUGCUAAGCCAAAGAAAUGCAUUGGAAAGGCAUUACAAAGAGUUUCACACCUGAUUUUAUCAUCGUGUAUCAAAGCUACAUGCAGAUGGGCAUGCAACAUAUGAGCUACUUAGUUUGGCUACUGGUCCUUUAAGAACGACACGUCGAUAUUCCACAUUCAUUAUUAAUGGUUUUCGAUUUCAUACCAAAGAUCGUGCCACGGAGAGAACAAGUCAGAAUAGUGGAGUUUUAGUGAAAGGAGAUGAUUCUUCCCCAGAAAAAGAGUAUUAUGGCAUUUUAAAAGAUGUUUUUGAACUAUCUUAUGUAGGAGGACGAAAAGUGUUUCUCUUUAGGUGUCAUUGGUGGGAUGUGGGGCGACUUGGAAGAGGAUAUAAGAUCGAUAAAUAUGGCUACACAAGUGUCAAUGUGAAUGGGACAUUAAACAGUAGAUGAUGAACUAGACGAUGAUCACUUUGAGAUUGAGUUUGAUGACUAGUCGAACUCUGAUAAUUAGUUUUCUAUUAAGCUGAUUUUUGAAGAAGCUGAUUUUUGAAGAAUACUAUUAUCCUUUAUAUUUUGUAGUAUUUCAAUUUUUCCCUAGCUACUUUGGAAAAAAUUGUGAAUGGUGAAUAUAUUUCCCUUUGUUUGUUAUUGGAUUUACUUUGCCCGUCAUAUAUCGUGAAAAUCAGUGAAUAAAUUCUGGUUUAUGUUAUUACGUUAUAUUUUAGCCAUCACAUUUAAGAAACAGUUUUUUGGGAGAUUUAUUCACCUAAGAUAUUUCAUAUUUACAGGCUAGUGAUGGGAUGAAUGAUGCGCCCUCUUUGGCUCUAGCUGAUAUCAGUAUUGCUCUGCGGAUAAUCAAGUAGCCUUCCAUCUAACUAUUGAGGAGUAGAUAAUGGUAUGUACUCGAGGAGCAAGUGUCGUACGAGUUACACGAGGUGAACGUGUAAGAUGGUCUCCGAGGAAAAUUAAUAAUAGAGACAUAUCCACAAAUGAAAAUGAAG